UACUCAAUUUUUACUUGAUUUUCUUUUCAUGAAUUUAAAUUUGACUUUGAUAAGUUUGUAAUGUCUUCUUCAUUGCUUCAAUAUUUGGAAGAAUUAGGCGACGAAGAAGAUUUGCUUGAUCCUUCAUCGCCAAUUGCCAAAUCUUUGCCAUCUACAAACAACACAAUACCAGGUUCCUUUAGGAAAACAUCAGUCGAUUCGUCUAUUCUCGAACAUUCAUUUUUUAAACUUAACGAAAAAGACGAUGAGAAGAAUAUUUCAAGACAAAGUAUUGUUUCUGAUCUUCGUACACUUGUUGAGGAAAAAUAUGAAAACAACUUACCGUCUGACAACUAUGAUGACUAUGGCGCUACACCUUUAAUGAUAGCAUGUCGUGACGAUAAUGCAGCAGAGGUUGAUAGACUUUUGAAAGCAGGAGCUAACGUUCAUGCUAUAGACAAUGAUGGAAGAACAGCGUUGUUUCAUUCUGUAACAUCUUCUUCCAUAAAUAUUGUGAAAAAGUUGUUAUCUGCAAAUGCUGAUCCUUUUAUUGUUGCAGGAUCAUAUGAAAGAAAUUGCUUACACCAAGCUUGUAAAAGAGUAAAUAAUGCAAUUGACAUUGUUCGAUUACUUCUGAAAGUUAUGGGAGAUGAAACAAAACUUGAACAAGAUAAAGCAGGCUUUAUCCCUUUACAUUUGGCUGUUACUACAGGUAAGCAAGAUGUUUGCAGAGUUUUGCUUUCCAGUCAUUCAAAAGAGCAACUUCGUACAAUCACAAGAGACUAUGGUGAUACUGCACUUCAUUUAGCAGCAAGAAGAAAAGAACUCAACCUUAUAAGAAUAUUAGUACAAGCAGAAACAAUUAUUAAUCAAAUUAAUAUAGAAGGACAAACAGCACUUCACAUUGCUGUAUUAGAAUCAGAUAUAGACUCAGUUGAAUAUUUAAUCAAUGAGAAUGCUUCAGCAAACAUCAAAGAUAAGAGAAAUCGCACUGCAAUACAUAUUGCAACAGAAGUUGGUAGCAUAGAAAUUAUCAAUUUACUCAUUGAGAAAUGUCAUAUUGAUAUAAAUCAGCGUUCUAAGGAUGGAAGCACUUUAGUUCAUUUAGCAGCUAAGUCUGGGCAUGCAGAAGUAGUAAUGUAUUAUAUUCAAAAAGGUGUUGCUGUUAGAACUCCUAACCGUGAAGGAGCAGAAGCUUUACAUGAAGCAUGCAAACAAGGACAUGUGGUAGUAGCAAAAAAACUGAUAGAAAAUGGAGCUAAAAAAGAAAAAUAUACCAAAGACAAUUACACUCCGUUACACAUAGCUGUGAGAUAUGGAAAGUAUGAUGUAGUUCAAGUUCUUAUAGGAGCUGGUGCUGAUGUUAAUGCAGUUGGAGGACCUAAAAAAGAAAGUUCAUUACAUUUUGCUGCAAAACUAACAAGAUAUUCAGAGAAAUUAACAGAUAUUUUAGUGAGAAGUGGAGCUAACACUGAUAUUGCAGAUUCAGAAGGAGAUACAGCUUUGCAUGUUGCUGUUCGUGUAAAAAAUUAUUCAGUAAUAAAGAUAUUGCUUGAAGAAGGUGCGUCUGCUGUAAAAAUUAAUUUAGCUGGGGAGACACCUAUCCAUAUGUCAAUUUUAAGUAUGUAUGUAGCAGGUUUAUUAUUAUUGAUUGAUGAAACAAAGAAAGUUAUGAACAAAGAAGAAUUCCAUUUGUAUUUUAACAGCAAAAACAAGCUAGGGGAAACAGCUCUCCACUACUGUGCUAAAAUUCCACCUAAAAUUGAAAACCAAGCAAUUUACAAUGAUCUAACAAAGUUAUUGUUAGAUAAUCAUGCUGAAGUUAUGGUACAGACACUAGAGACUAAUGAAACUCCAAUACACUAUUGUUGUCAAAAUGGCAAUGCUGAUAUACUAUGUAUGAUUUUUGCAUCCUUGUCCCCAAAAGAGAGAUACAAAGCUGCAAAUUUAACUAACAAUGAUGGAUGGCCUGCCCUUUUUGUAGCCAGCAAAUAUGGUUAUCCAAAUAUUGUUCGUAUACUUCUUGAAAAUGAUGCUCGAGUGGAUAUGUUUGAUGAGAAUGGAAAAGGAGCUUUGCAUGUUGCUUGUGAAACUGGGCAUACUUUAUGUGUGGAACUAAUAAUGGAUAAGAAAUCAUAUGUUGAUGCAAAAACCAAGCUUGGAGCAACUUCUGUUGGGCUUGCUGCUGCUAACGGACAUAGCCAACUUGUUGAGAUGUUAGUAAAAAAAUACCACGCUUCUGUAGAUGUGCUAUCCUUGAUAAAGCGCUCUGCACUUCACAUGGCCUCAGAAAAAGGAUAUUUGCAAUCAUGCAAGGCUUUAAUCCAGUUAGGUGCUGAUCCAAUGUGUGUUGAUACGAAUCAUGCUGCCCCAAUACACCUUGCUUCAGAAAAUAAUUUUCCUGAUAUUGUCAAGAUGUUCUUAGAAAUAAAUCCUGAUCUAGCAAGUUUAAUUAACAAGGAUGGUAAUGGGUGUGCUCAUAUCGCUGCAGCAAAGGGCAGUUAUGAAGUUUUUAAUGCUUUAUUAAAAGUUAAUAGCACAAUUGCAUUUGCUAAAAGUAAGACUACAUUGAGGACACCCCUUCAUUUAGCUGCAGAGGGUGAUCAUGCAGAAAUCAUACAACUACUAAUAAAUCAAGGUGUCUCGCUGAUAGAUGAAGACAAAGAUGGAUUAACUGCUCUUCAUCUUGCAGCAAAAUAUGGUUCCAGAAAUGCGAUUGAGAUGUUUAAAGGAAGAAUGUCUUUCAAUAUAGUUAGUUCUAAGACAGGUAUGACUCCUUUGCAUUUGGCUUCAGAAUUUGACCAAGCUGGUAGUUUAGCUGAUCUUCUAUUGAAAGCAUCAGCAAGUGUUGCUAGUGAGUGUCCUGCUGGAAAAAUACCAGCUGAAACUGAGUAUGGAUUUACUUGUUUACAUUAUGCAGCAAAAAAUGGACAUGAGGCAAUUGUAAGGCAGCUUCUAAAUUCAGAUGACGUUGUAAUUGAUCAUCCAACAUCUAAAAAGGGUUUGUUGCCAAUACAUUUGGCGAUAAUAGAAGGCCAUGCAGGUGUUGUAAGUUUACUAUUAAGUCGCUCAGCUGAUCAAAUUUCAGCUAAAAGUGCAAAUGGAAGAGCAGCACUUCAUUUUGCAGCAGGAAAUAAACAACUAAAGCUUGUGCAGCUUCUUAUUGGACAAGGUGCUAAUAUAGAUGAACAAGAUAAGAAUGGCUGGACACCAUUGCAUUAUGCAGCUGAUUCAGGUUCUACUGAAAUCGUUAUGUAUUUAGUUCAAAUGGGUUCUGAUUCCACUAUAGAAGAUGUGGAUGGUAAAGCUCCUCUUACAUUUGCUGCAAAAAAUCACCAUCUUGAAGUAAUGUCAUUUCUUCUUUUAAAUAAAUUUGAAGUCACAGUUUUAUUGCAAGAUAAAAAGUUUCUAGGACACUUGAUGAUUUGCUGUAAAUUGAAUAACAAUGAGUCAGCACAAGAUUUCAUUUUAAAUUCUCCAGCACCCAUUUACACUGCAAUAAAACUUACUUUGAUGUACAGAGCAGAAUCUUUAAGAGUUAAAGACAAAAGUGAUGAUUAUUUGGAAAUUGCCGAGUUUUGUGAACAUAUGACCUAUGAAAUUCUUCAUGUAGCAACAACUUACGGAACCGAAGAACUGCUUAAUGCUGUAGACGAUGCAAAGAGACCAAUUCUCAAUGUAUUGAUUGAUGAAGAAUUUAAAGAUUGUGUUGCGCACAGCAAUGUGCAGAGCUAUUUAACUGAUCUGUGGAAAGGAAAUGGUGUGCCAAUAGAAGGUGUAUAUUCUCUUUUGUUAGCUUUAAUUUGCUUCCUUUGUCCACCUUUGUGGUUUUUUCUUUGCUUACCGUUUCAUCAUUGGAACAAAGUACCUACAAUAAAAUUUAUAUGCCAUAUUGUAUCACAUAUAUACUUCAUAAUUAUUUUAUCUUUUGUUAUUGUUGUUCCUUGGAAUCGUUCACAUAUAGAGGUUUUUCCUACUUACACUGAGUGGAUAUUGUUACUUUGGGCUUCCGGGCACUUUUUAGCUGAAAUCACAGAACCGGAUUCGCAAACACUUCGAGUUGCUAUAUGUUUACUUAUGGGUUCUGCCAUUGGAACUCAUGUAGUUGCAAUAUUUAUGAGUGGCUCUACUCGUUUGGAGAUUAUGUACUGUAGAGAUAAUAUUCUUGGAGUUGUUUUAGUAACUCUUAUGAGUCAGUUUAUGUUGUUUCUUUCAUUAAAUCAGAUGUUUGGUCCCUGGUCUGUGAUAAUCGAAAGACUGGUAUUCGAUGUUUUCAAGUUUCUCGUUAUUAUGUUUUUGUUUAUUUUUGCUAAAACAUUACAAACGGCUGUUGUAUUUAAGCAAGUUUAUGGUCUCACAGAAGUGGAUGUAACCUCUUCUACAGUUUCUUACUCCAACAGAUAUGCUCAAGAUGGAAUCUGGGGUAUGCUUUAUGAGAACUUUUUUGCACUUUUUGGUUUUACAUCACCCCCAGGAGCAUUAGAUGAAACGGAAAUGAUAACUAAUCCCAGUUUUACAUAUAUAUUUGGAACUAUUAGUUUUGCCAUAUAUGAAGUUUUAGCUGUCAUAAUCCUUAUUAAUAUGUUGAUUGCCAUGAUGAGCAACACGUAUACAAUACUUGACGAAAAAUCGGAUAUUGAAUGGAAGUACGGAAGAGCAGGCAUCAUUCGUUUCAUGACAAAAUCUUUUUCCAUACCUGUUCCUGCAAAUGUGCUAGCAGCUCUUUUAUCUGUACUUUGGGUUUGUAUUCUUCAUAAAGGAUGCUGUUGUUUGGAGUCUUUAAAGGCUCGCUUCAAACCAAAAUCUGAAUUUGACUCAAAAGAAGACCAAGCAAUAGAAAAAGAUCCUGAAGUUGCAACAGAAAUGGUAUCAGUUUGGGACGUGUUUGAUUGGUCGGCUAUCGCAGAUGAGUAUAUGUUAAAUAACGGAAUUGAAGAUCGAUAUGCGAAGAUAGAGAGUGUAGUUGCAGAUAUGUCUAGCGAAGUUGCAAAACUACAAUCUUCAGCUCAAAAGUCGGUUUAAGUUUCAAAUUUGUCUUUACGUUUAAACAUUUUGAAAAAUAUUCCAUAAAAAUGAUUAACAAUGAUGAUAAAAAAAAUUACAUGAAAAAAAACCUAUUGAAAAUACAAAACUUUCAAAAAAAAGUAGAAAAAAGUUUAGUUACUACUUCUUGGAGAAGAACUCGAGACAAAAGACUAUUGUAAUUCUUAUAUCUUAGAUUUUUCAUCCCAUAAACUUUUUUAUAUAUUAUU
This is a messenger RNA of Hydra vulgaris (swiftwater hydra), 5231 nucleotides long. RefSeq names its product serine/threonine-protein phosphatase 6 regulatory ankyrin repeat subunit B. Lineage: Eukaryota; Metazoa; Cnidaria; Hydrozoa; Anthoathecata; Hydridae. Gene Ontology annotation, biological process: calcium ion transmembrane transport. Gene Ontology annotation, molecular function: calcium channel activity; protein binding. Gene Ontology annotation, cellular component: membrane. The record is from RefSeq and is a predicted model, not a curated record.